AUGGAAGAAGUAAAUCAAACCACAGUGACUGAGUUCAUCCUCACUGGGUUAACAGAGAACCCAGUGCUCCAAUUGCCCCUAUUCCUUGUCUUCCUAGGAGUCUAUUUGGUUACAGUUGUGGGAAACAUGGGCAUGGUCAUCUUGAUUCUGUUUAGUUCUCAGCUGCACACACCCAUGUAUUAUUUUCUCAGCAGUCUGUCCUUUAUUGACUGCUGUCAGUCCACUGUCAUUACUCCCAAAAUGCUGGUGAACUUUGUGACAGAGAAGAAUGUCAUCCCCUACCCAGAAUGCAUUGCUCAGUUCUACUUCUUUUGUGCUUUUGCUGUUGCAGAAUGUCACAUGUUGGCUGUAAUGGCAUAUGACCGCUAUGUGGCUAUCUCUAAUCCUUUGCUUUACAAAGUAACCAUGCCCUAUCAGGUCUGUUUUUGGAUGAUAGCUGGGGUAUAUGGUAUGGGCUUACUAAGUGCCACAGUUCACACUGUUUUUCUGCUAAGAGUGUUUUUCUGUAAGGCUAAUAUAAUAAACCAUUACUUCUGUGAUCUUUUUCCAUUACUAGAGCUCUCUUGUUCUGGUACUUUUAUCAAUGAGGUACUAGCACUGUCCUUCAGUGCAUUUAACAUUAUUGUACCAGUUAUGACCAUCGUUAGCUCUUACAUCUUCAUCAUUGUUAGCAUCCUCCACAUUCAAUCCACUGGGGGCAGAUCCAAGGCCUUCAGCACCUGCAGCUCCCACAUCUUGGCUGUUGUUGUCUUUUAUGGAUCAUUAGCUUUCAUGUACCUUCAGCCAUCAUCAGUCAGCUCCCUGCUCCAAGGAAAACUGUCAUCCAUGUUUUAUACCAUUGUUGUGCCUAUGUUGAAUCCCAUGAUCUAUAGCCUGAGAAAUAAAGACGUCAUAGUUGCCCUAAAAAAGUUACUAGAAAACAUAACUUUCUUCUUAACAAAGAAUCAUUUUCCUUAG
Molecule: messenger RNA, 957 nt
Organism: Cricetulus griseus (Chinese hamster)
Lineage: Eukaryota; Metazoa; Chordata; Mammalia; Rodentia; Cricetidae
Source: RefSeq, a predicted model, not a curated record